Cyclopterus lumpus (lumpfish) is the source of this 4931-nucleotide messenger RNA. Its product is annotated as double-stranded RNA-specific editase 1-like. The coding region runs from base 804 to 2888 and encodes 694 amino acids. Gene Ontology annotation, cellular component: cytoplasm; nucleolus. Gene Ontology annotation, biological process: RNA processing; adenosine to inosine editing. NCBI's taxonomy places the organism in Eukaryota, Metazoa, Chordata, Actinopteri, Perciformes, Cyclopteridae. The record is from RefSeq and is a predicted model, not a curated record. Gene Ontology annotation, molecular function: tRNA-specific adenosine deaminase activity; double-stranded RNA adenosine deaminase activity; double-stranded RNA binding. The transcript is spliced from 11 exons.
CCAAUACAGUAAGAGACAGCCAAUCGAACGGCUCGUAAUCCAACAACGCUCUGGGGACUCAUUCAGCAGAGUGGCUGCUAGAUAGAAGGAAACAUCCUCAGAUGACCUGAGACCUUUAAUCUGAAGGACGGCCCACACACUCAACCCAAGGGACCAGAGACACGGAGAGCUGCUUCAUGAUGAGACCUUUAUUCUGAAGGACGGCCCACACACUCAACCCAAGGGACCAGAGACACGGAGAGCUGCUUCAUGAUGAGACCUUUAUUCUGAAGGACGGCCCACACACUCAACCCAAGGGACCAGAGACACGGAGAGCUGCUUCAUGAUGAGACCUUUAUUCUGAAGGACGGCCCACACACUCAACCCAAAGGACCAGAGACACGGAGAGCUGCUUCAUGAUGAGACCUUUAUUCUGAAGGACGGCCCACACACUCAACCCAAGGGACCAGAGACACGGAGAGCUGCUUCAUGAUGAGACCUUUAUUCUGAAGGACGGCCCACACACUCAACCCAAGGGACCAGAGACACGGAGAGCUGCUUCAUGAUGAGACCUUUAUUCUGAAGGACGGCCCACACACUGAACCCAAAGGACCAGAGAGGAUCGGGAGUUCGAUUCCCCGCUCACGGCCCUAGUCGAGGUGUCCUUGAGCAAGGCACUUAACCCUGAAUUGCCCCCCGUAGUAUGAAUAGCACCCCAUUGCUGAAGUCCUUCCAGAAGAAGACACAACGCAGGCCGAGUGGGAGAUCGGAUACCUGGACACCAACAGAGGCCGCUCACCGCCGAGGGGGGCCAAGUCCAAACCAUGAGUUCACGCAGCACAGAUGUUAAGGAAAAUCGGAACUCGGACAACCUCUUCUCCAAAGAGGGGGUUGCAGCCGAGGCCGCUCAACUCCCCUAUGGGAGUGCUGGGGGUGGGAGGAAGCGUCCCUUAGAGGAGGGGAAUAACGGGCAUGCGCAUUCCAAGUACAGGCCCAAGAAGCGUAAGAAGGUCCCCGGGCCCAUUCUGCCUAAGAACGCCCUGAUGCAGCUGAAUGAGAUCAAGCCGGGGCUGCAGUACAAGCUGCUCUCUCAGACCGGGCCCGUGCACGCACCCGUCUUUGUGAUGACGGUGGAGGUCAACGGGCAGCUCUUUGAGGGUUCUGGUCCUACCAAGAAGAAGGCGAAGCUGAACGCAGCGGAGAAGGCCCUGCGCUCCUUCGUCCAGUUUCCCAAUGCGUCUGAAGCCCACAUGGCCAUGGGCCGGACUCUGUCCGUUCACACGGACUUCACCUCGGACCAGGCGGACUUUCCAGACAUGCUCUUUAACGCCUUUGAGACGUCCGCUCCUGCGGACGACCCGUUUUACCUUGCGGCCAACAGUAACGGUUCCUUCAGCUCACUGGGAAUAGAGUACCCGUUGCUACCCUCCCCUCUCCCAAACCUGGUCCAGGCCCCCUUACCUCCGGUCCCCUCCACCUUCAUGUCCCCGACAAGCGGCAAGAAUCCGGUCAUGAUCCUCAACGAGUUACGGCCGGGCCUCAAGUACGACUUUGUGUCGGAGAGCGGGGAGAGCCACGCCAAGAACUUUGUGAUGUCGGUGUCGGCCGACGCUCAGAGCUUCCAGGGUUCUGGGAGGAACAAGAAGCUGGCCAAGGCCCGGGCGGCCCAGGCGGCGCUGUCUGCUCUGUUUAACAUGCAGCUGGAUCAGGCUCCAUCGAGGCAGCCCAUUCCCAGAGAAGGACUGCAGCUUCACCUGCCGCAGGUCCUGGCCGACGCCGUGUCGCGCCUGGUCGUCGACAAGUUCAGCGAGCUGACGGACAACUUCACGUCUCCACAAUCCAGACGGAAAGUAUUGGCAGGUGUCGUCAUGACAACAGGUGCAGACGUGAAGGAGGCCCAGGUCAUCUGCGUGUCCACGGGAACCAAGUGCAUCAAUGGUGAAUACAUGAGCGAUCGAGGUUUGGCCCUCAAUGACUGCCAUGCUGAGAUCGUGGCUCGCCGCUCGCUCAUCAGGUACCUGUACUCCCAGCUGGAUCACUUCCUCAGUAACCACGAGGAGGAGCAGCAGACAUCCGUCUUCACCAGGUGUGACAACAGACACGGCUUCAGGCUGAAGGAGAACGUCCAGUUCCACCUGUACAUCAGCACCUCCCCCUGUGGAGACGCCCGCAUCUUCUCUCCUCAUGAAGCUGCAAUGGAGGACCAGGGGGAUCGACACCCCAACAGAAAGGCCCGCGGGCAGCUGCGCACUAAGAUCGAGUCUGGCGAAGGCACCAUCCCAGUGCGCUCCACCAACACCAUCCAGACGUGGGACGGGGUUCUUCAGGGCGAGAGGCUGCUCACCAUGUCCUGCAGUGACAAGAUAGCCAGGUGGAACGUGGUUGGCUUCCAAGGCUCUCUGAUGAGCUACUUCACUGAGGCCAUCUACUUCUCCAGCAUCAUCCUGGGCAGCCUGUACCACGCGGACCACCUCUCCAGAGCCAUGUACCAGAGGAUUACCGAGAUCGAGGACCUGCCUCCGUCCUUCAGCUUGAACAGGCCGCUGCUCAGCGGGAUAAGCAACGCGGAGGCUCGUCAGCCGGGAAAAGCUCCCAACUUCAGUGUGAACUGGACGGUGGGAGACCAAGGCUUAGAGGUGAUCAACGCCACCACGGGGAAAGACGACCUGGGUCGACCGUCCCGGCUCUGCAAGCACGCGCUGUACGGCCGCUGGAUGCGCCUGCACUGCAAGCUGACCUCCUCCCUGCGGAUCCGAGCGGCGACGCCCGGCAGCUACCACGAGGCCAAGCAGGCCGCGGCGGAGUACCACGGCGCCAAGCAGGCGCUCUUCAGAGCCUUCCACAAAGCCGGACUGGGCGCCUGGGUGAAGAAACCUAUAGAGCAGGACCAGUUUGCACCCCCCAUGUGAGUCCGGGCCUAACGCCCCUCUGGGUGGUCGUGGACUGUUUGACUGGAACGAGGCACCACAUCCAGAUGUCAGCAUCCAUGGAUGUAACAUAUCAUUUGUAUAGCCUCAUGCUCCUUCAGCCAGCACAUUCAAAAAGAUUAUUAUUCAGUCAGUUAUGCAACUUUAUACAAAGGAAACAUGUAAAAACAGACUUUGGGAAUGGAAACUUGUAAAUCGCAUCGUUAGUUUUAAUAGGUCUUGUUUAUAUAAAAAACAGUGAUGCAUUUAUUUUGCAUGUGUGUUUAUACCAACUUCAUAGGAAGUCUCCAGUAAAAAGGUUUGUUCUCAAGUAUCAGUGUUGUAAACAAUGUGAAUGUCCUUCUGUGGUUUCUCUUUGCUAUGAUAUGAUACGCACACACAGACUUCAGUGACUGUAAGUAACCACAAGGUCACAAUGGGGUCAAAGGGGAGGACCACAGUUACUGACUGUGAUAGGCUGACACAUCUGUCAAUCAAAGAAAUACAACCAAAAUAAUUGUUCUGUUAAAGCUAGAGCUUUAUUCAUUCUGCGUGCUCGUCUUCUCGAUUGCCCCCAUUCCCCAUUUAGUUUGCUGUAUCUAUAUCAAUAUAUUGAUAAGAUAUAUAUUAAUAUAAUGAUAUAUAUAUAUUAGUGUUAUUUCUCUUUUAAAUGUUGCUCGUUCUGUUAAAGUGAUAAUAAUGAUAAUUAUUGAUGUCACCAUGAAGAUGGUUCAAAGUCAAAUUAGCCCCACGUAUGAGUAGAGCUAGCAAUGACAUGGCCUCAUACUUUUCUAACUAAACAAGCAAAACAUAGAAUGUUUAUUUUUGUAUGAAUUUAAGAACUAUUGGAGAGAAACAUUAAUAUACGUGUAUACCGAUAUAAGUGGUGAAUACAUAUUUUUUAUUUUAGUCCACAUUGUACAAAUUGAGGUCAUUCAAGCUUCCGACUAAAUAUUGUCUCCCGGCGGUUAAAAGAGUCUUUAGGAUUCUGGAAAUAUUCUCCUCGACAACGGCGGUGAUUGUUGUUGACGGGCGUUCGGCCGUGGUGGUUGAACCCGUCUCCUCACGACCUUUGACCCUUUGUAGUUGGGGGUCAUUUCCUCUCGUUGGAUGGCACACGUGAGAUGAAUAUCUGGUUCACACGUCUCUCCUCACGUGCGCCCAGGAUCAGGGUAACAAGCUUAUGCAACGAACCUCAACACGCAUGUCCGAGUAUGUCGACGGUCCCUAUGCAGCGACUCCAGUGACCCAGAACCGGCUCGCGGUUCCGUCGCCAUGACCACCAGUAAAAGCUCACCAAAGAUGAUGUCAGCAUAUUUUCUGUGUAGUUUUAUAUUCCUGUAUUCUGCCUCUACUGCUCGUGAUGACGUGAUGUUUUAUGUGUGAUGUUCUACUUCAAAACCAAACAAGUGAUCAAUAUUUCAUGUCCUGAUCCGGCUGGUAUUCACGGCUGGGUUUUACUUGUAAAAGUAUUUCUGCGUAACGUUCAGACUUUCACAUAAUUUGCUGUAAAAGUCCUCGGGAUGUAAACCUCCAGCCUCAAACACACACAGGGCAUCUUUAACCUAUUUACUUUUUAAUAUGCCUUCUUUUCUUUCUAUACUUUCAAUGUGUGUUCUUUCUGCUUCUAUUUCCUCGCCGACUGCGUCUCACCGUCGAGCAUGUGCAGACCUGUUCCUGUCUCAGCAGUCCUGGCUCCAGACUCGGGCCCUCAGGGUUUUUGGAGGUGCCGUCUAUUACGUUUCCACGGUAUAUGCACUUUUUAAAAAGGGAAAGUAUUACUUAUUAAGUGAAUGGAUGAAUGGUCAAAUAUGGUCCGCUGUAUUUUUGUUCCUACCUGUCCAUAUGCUGGUGCUUGGUAAGCCUCCACAGUUCUGAUGGGUUCAUGCAUUGUUAUUGAUUUCCCCCCCCAAAAAAAAUAUUGCAAGACUGUGGGGGUCUAAUGCAUGAGCUCUUCCUGUAAAGCAUGAAAACUAUGAAUAUAAAAUAUGUAGAAACUGAGUCAAGUCACUGAGCUAAUGAUUUAAUAAAAUGCUGUUACAGUCA